Molecule: messenger RNA, 576 nt
Organism: Macroventuria anomochaeta
Lineage: Eukaryota; Fungi; Ascomycota; Dothideomycetes; Pleosporales; Didymellaceae
Product: P-loop containing nucleoside triphosphate hydrolase protein
Exons: 1
Biological process (GO): signal transduction
Cellular component (GO): plasma membrane
Molecular function (GO): GDP binding; GTP binding; GTPase activity
Source: RefSeq, a predicted model, not a curated record
AUCGUAGUCUUCGGCGAACCCAGCGUAGGAAAGACAUGUUUCAUCGACCAAUUCUGCUACGGCAGAUCGUUCGUCAUCUACGACCCCGACAAUAGCGUACUCUCACACAAGAUAGUUGUGGAUGGUGAAGCCUCGGAUCUAACUCUCAUGGAUCUAAGCACCUCGUUUCUCAAGCCGGAGCACGCAAUGCAAUACACCGAGUGGGCGGAGAAGAUGCUUGCUGAAGCGGAUGGCAUUGUCCUUCUAUAUGAUGUUACGAGCUUGGCGAGUUUCGAGUAUGUCAUUGAUCAGGCGUACAAGUUUCUUUGGGGGUGUCGUAGGUUGAAGAGUGAGAGUGAUGAAGAGGAUGGUGGGGGCGAGCGUGGGAGUUUUGGGUGUGUGCUCGUUGGGAAUAAGCUUGACCUUGUAGAUGCUGGGAAAGAGAGUAAAGCAGUCGGCCGGACUCUAGCGGAAGAGUGGGCGCAAUCUCAGGGUAUCAGGAGCAUCGAGAUGGUCUCACUUGAAAGAGAAGGACCGGAGAGUGCGCUCAAGCUGUUGGUGGAGAAUAUCAAGAAGGUUGAAAGGCUGGAGGGGAGA